This is a messenger RNA of Arabidopsis arenosa, 1656 nucleotides long. The record is from the annotation of a GenBank genome assembly. Lineage: Eukaryota; Viridiplantae; Streptophyta; Magnoliopsida; Brassicales; Brassicaceae.
UACAAAAAAGAAAAACCUUCUCAAAUCUAUCUAAUGGCUUCAAUAGGGUUAUUUGAAGCACUCAUAGCUUUAUUUUGCUUUCUCAUCUUCUAUUACUUCCUUGGCAAGAAACACUUCAGUUACUUACACAUCAAGAAAACCCUUGAAAGCUACCCUUGGAACUGGCCGGUUCUUGGAAUGCUUCCCGGUGUGCUAUGGAGGCUCCAGCGCAUCUAUGACUGCAGUGUCGAGGUUCUUGAGAACUCCAACUUGACGUUUCAAUUCAAGGGUCCAUGGUUCGUUGGAAUGGAUAUAUUAGCCACAGCUGAUCCAGCUAAUAUUCAUCAUAUAAUGAGCUCAAACUUCUCAAACUACAUCAAAGGUCCUAUAUUCCACGAAAUUUUUGAAGCUUUUGGAGACGGCAUCAUUAAUUCCGACAUGGAGCUAUGGAGGGAUUGGAGGAACGGGUCUCAGAUUAUAUUCAAUCAUCAAAGGUAUCAAAACUUCUCAGCAAGUACAACAAAAAGUAAGCUCAAGGAUGGGCUUGUACCUCUUUUCAGUCACUUUGCAGAUAAAGAGAUGGUUGUGGACUUGCAAGAUGUGUUCCAGAGAUUCAUGUUCGAUGUAACCUUCAUUUUCAUAACCGGGUUUGAUCCUAGAAGUCUCUCCAUUGAAAUGCCAGAGGUUGAGUUUGCCAAAGCUCUUGAUGAUGUGGGAGAUGCGAUUGUGCAUAGGCAUAUUACACCAAGGUUCGUGUGGAAGCUACAAAAAUGGAUUGGUGUCGGAACAGAGAAGAAGAUGAUGGAAGCUCAUGCCACUUUUGAUCGUGUUUGUGAAAAACUUAUAGCAGCGAAGAAAGAAGAACUAAGGUCACAAGUGAUUACUCACAAUACCAAUGGAGAAAGUGAGGAUCUUUUGACAUCCUUCAUAAAGCUUGAUGCAACUAAGUACGAGGUUUUAAACCCUAGUGAUGAUAAGUUCCUUAGAGACUUCACAAUAGGUUUCAUGGCAGCUGGAAGAGAUUCCACGGCCUCUGCACUCACUUGGUUCUUCUGGAAUUUGUCUGAAAACCCUAACGUUUUAACCAAGAUUUUCCAAGAGAUCAACACAUAUCUACCAAGAACCGGAAGUGACCAAGAGAAGUCAGCGUACUUGAACAAGUUGGUGUACUUACAUGGUGCAUUGAGUGAAUCAAUGAGGCUUUACCCACCAAUUCCAUUCCAACGUAAGUCUCCAAUCAAAGAAGAUGUGCUUCCAAGUGGACACAAAGUCAAAUCAAAUAUCAAUAUUAUGAUCCUUAUUUACGCUAUGGGACGAAUGAAAACCGUAUGGGGAGAAGACGCAAUGGAGUUCAAGCCAGAGAGAUGGAUUUCAGAGACAGGAGGGUUGAGACAUGAGCCUUCUUACAAGUUCCUAUCCUUCAAUGCCGGCCCAAGAACAUGUCUCGGUAAGAAUUUAGCUAUGAAUUUGAUGAAGACCGUGGUAGUGGAAAUACUACAAAACUAUGAGAUUAAGGUUGUCAGUGGACAAAAGAUUGAGCCAAAACCUGGUCUCAUUCUUCACAUGAAGUAUGGGCUUAAAGUCACAAUGACUAAGAAAUGUUCCAGCUUUAACUGAAAUGCUCAAGUUAUAACCGGGCCUUGUGGCCUAGUGGUCUAAUAAAUAGGACUACUAGUU